Messenger RNA from Plasmodium gaboni, 1045 nucleotides. Its product is annotated as conserved protein, unknown function. Gene Ontology annotation, cellular component: U2-type spliceosomal complex; post-mRNA release spliceosomal complex. The record is from RefSeq and is a predicted model, not a curated record. Gene Ontology annotation, biological process: mRNA splicing, via spliceosome. NCBI's taxonomy places the organism in Eukaryota, Apicomplexa, Aconoidasida, Haemosporida, Plasmodiidae. The transcript has a single exon. The annotation marks the transcript as partial.
AAAAAAAGAAAAGAAAGAGAGAAGACUGAAUAGAAAAGACUAUGAUGAUAUAAAAUUUGAAAUACCUUAUACUAUAAUAUGUAUAAAAUGUAAUAAAUAUAUAUAUAAAGGAGAAAGGUUUAAGAGUGAAAGAAGAAAAAUAGGUUUUUAUAUUAACAGUACAUGUUAUUCAUUUUGUAUUUUUUGUAAAAGCUGUUUAAAUAAAAUAAUUUUUGAAACCAACCCACAGAACUGUUCAUAUGAUAUUAAAGAAGGAGCAAGACAAAAAAACGAAAAAUAUGAAAAUAUAUUAACUCAUAAAGGAAAGAAAAAUAUUAAUUCUAUAAAUUUUGAAGAAAAUAAAAAAAAAAAAAUAAAUCCUUUUUUAUUAUUAGAACAAAAUGUUAUACAACACAAAAAGAAAGCACUUUCAGAUUGUUCCAUCUUUGAAAAUUAUAACCAAUAUAAACAUAUAACAAAUAAUAAUAAGGAAGAACAUUUUUUUCAAGAAAAAAAAGAAAAUCAUCAAAAAUGUGAUCAAAAAUGUGAUCAAAAAUGUGAUCAUGACAAAAUACCUGUAGAAAAUGAAACCUAUCCUUUGUUACAACAUAACAACAAUAUAUUAACUCUUAAAAAAAAAAAUCCUGAACAAAGAGAUAAUAAUUCAAUAGAAAGCAAUGAUAAAUUUAAUAGUAUAUCCCCCCAAAAAAAUGAUGAUGAUUCAAAUGCUUCAUAUACUGAUGAAGAUAUGAAUGAAGUUAUAAAAAAUAAUUACAAAAGAAAUAAUAUCUUGAAACAUGAUUUUUCAUGCAAUAGUAAUUUAAGAAAACAAUUAAGAAAUAUCAAAAAAGAAGAUAUAAAAAAAAAAGAACAAUGUAAAAAGAAAAAUAUUUUUAUUGAUAUACUUAAUGAUCCAUUAGAAGACUUAAAAGUAAAACAUUUUGCUCUUAUAAAAGAUAAAUAUAAAAAAAAUAUAAUAGACAAAAACAAAACAUUGAAAAAUAACUUAAUAAAAAAAAAAAAAAAUAGCAUAUUUGAUAAACGCUACCUGAAAAAAAAAAAAUAA